AUGUCCACCAUCUCCAAGAUCCACGCCAGACAAAUCUUCGACUCUCGAGGAAACCCCACCGUUGAGGUUGAUGUCCACACCGAGAAAGGCCGAUUCCGUGCACAAGUUCCCUCAGGUGCUUCCACCGGUGCCUACGAGGCUAUUGAGUUAAGAGACAAAGGAUCCGACUAUGUCGGUAAAGGUGUCUCCAAGGCCGUCAAGAACGUCAACGAAGUCAUCGCUCCCGCUCUUAUCGAUGCUAAAAUCGCCGUCACCUCCCAAAAGGAGAUCGAUGAUUUCCUCAUCAAGUUAGACGGUACCGACAACAAAGGUAAACUCGGUGCUAACGCCAUUCUUGGUGUCUCCAUGGCUGUUUCUGAAGCCGGUGCCGCUGAACAAGGCAAACCUCUUUACGCUUACCUCGCUGGUAUCGCCGGUGUAUCUGAGCCCUACGUUCUCCCCACCCCCGCUUUCAACGUUAUCAACGGUGGUUCUCACGCCGGUAACGCUCUUGCUUUCCAAGAAUUCAUGCUUCUCCCAACCGGUGCUUCUUCCUUCACCGAAGCUAUGAAGAUGGGUUCUGAGACUUAUCACACUCUCAAGAAGGUCAUCACCAAGAAGUACGGUAUUGAUGCCGCCAACGUUGGUGACGAAGGUGGUUUCGCUCCUAAUGUUUCUGGUGCUGAGGAAUCCCUUGAUCUCCUUACCGAGGCCAUCAAACAAGCUGGUUACACCGGAAAAGUUCAAAUCGGUCUUGACGUUGCUUCUUCCGAGUUCUACAAGGAAGGCAAAUACGAUCUUGAUUUCAAGAACCCUAACUCCGACUCCUCCAAAUGGCUCUCCGGUAAAGAGCUCGCUGAUCUCUACCACUCUUACGUCGAGAAAUACGACAUCAUCUCCAUCGAGGACCCCUUCGACCAAGAUGACUUUGAGGCCUGGACUCACUUCACCGAGACUUCAAGCAUCCAAAUCGUCGGUGAUGAUUUACUCGUCACCAACCCCAAGCGAAUCAAGACUGCUAUCGAGAAGAAAGCAUGUAACGCUCUCUUGCUCAAGAUCAACCAAAUCGGUACCAUCUCUGAGUCUAUCCAAGCCGUUCAACUCUCUCAAUCCAACGGUUGGGCUGUCAUGACCUCUCACCGAUCCGGUGAGACCGAGUCCACCUACAUCGCCGACCUUGCCGUCGCUCUUAAGACUGGUGAGAUCAAGACUGGUGCCCCUUGUCGAUCUGAGCGAGUUGCCAAAUACAACCAACUCCUCAGAAUCGAGGAAGAGCUCGGUGACAAAGCCGUCUUCGCUGGUGCUAAAGGUUUGAGCAAAGGUACAACUGCUCCUGAACUCAAAGAUAACUAA
Kwoniella shivajii is the source of this 1332-nucleotide messenger RNA. RefSeq names its product enolase. The transcript is spliced from 11 exons. Lineage: Eukaryota; Fungi; Basidiomycota; Tremellomycetes; Tremellales; Cryptococcaceae. Gene Ontology annotation, biological process: glycolytic process. The record is from RefSeq and is a predicted model, not a curated record. Gene Ontology annotation, molecular function: magnesium ion binding; phosphopyruvate hydratase activity. Gene Ontology annotation, cellular component: phosphopyruvate hydratase complex. The coding region runs from base 1 to 1332 and encodes 443 amino acids.